AUGUCAACGUUUAAAGAAAAAUGCUCAGUACCGAACGAAGGAGACCCACCGCAGCAAGUCCAAAAAAGGUCUUGGAAUUAUGAACCACGUCAAAGAACCUUUAAAAAAAUAUCCUGGUGUACUUAUUGUAAUGUAAUAGAACAUACAAGUAGUAAAUGUCCAAGAAUAAAAGUUUUAGAACGAAAAUGCCUUGCCAUAUUUGAAACUCUUACCAAUAAGCAACAUAUCAAA
Messenger RNA from Racocetra persica, 231 nucleotides. The record is from the annotation of a GenBank genome assembly. NCBI's taxonomy places the organism in Eukaryota, Fungi, Glomeromycota, Glomeromycetes, Diversisporales, Gigasporaceae.